GAACCUCGUCUCGAGGCAAAGGAAAGAUUCCAAAAAUGGCAGUCUGCCGGUCAAGUGACUCACGAGAAAGUCUAACCAGUUGCUGGGUUACAGCCAUCACUGCUGCUUCUUCUAAUUAAUGUCCUGACCUGACAGACAAUAUAGAUUUUGGGCAGUCCUAAACCCCAGUAAAAACCUCUGCUAUUUUUGUUUUCAGUUCUCAUUGGAAGGUGUAAAUUUGCAAUGGCCAUUCUGUUUUGCUUCUUGUUGAUUUGGGUGGAUGUUACUUUAGCCUCUGAUGGUCUUCUGCUCUCUCCCAAAGGUGUUAACUAUGAAGUGACGGCAUUGAUGGCGGUGAAGAGAGACAUAGUAGAUGAGUUCCGAGUAAUGGAAGGUUGGGAUAUAAACUCCGUUGAUCCUUGCACUUGGAACAUGAUUGGCUGCUCCACUGAAGGCUUUGUCAUUUCACUUGAAAUGGCAAGCAAAGGAUUAUCAGGGACUCUAUCACCCAGUAUUGGGAAUUUGAGUCACUUGAGAACUAUGCAAUUGCAGAACAAUCAGUUAACUGGUUCCAUCCCUGUAGAGAUAGGAAAGCUUUCAGAGCUUGAGACUUUGGACCUCUCAGGUAACCAGUUUGCUGGAGAUAUUCCAAGCUCUUUGGGUUUUCUGACCCGUCUAAGUUACUUGAGGCUCAGUAGAAACAAGCUAUCGGGACAGAUUCCUAAACUUGUUGCUGAUCUUAAUGGACUUCUGUUUCUAGACUUAUCUUUUAACAAUCUCAGUGGUCCCAUCCCAAAAUUACUUGUAAAAGGCUACAGUAUAGUAGGGAAUAGAUUUCUUUGUUCUUCCUUACCUACACAAAUUUGUGUGGAAGGCCCAAAGCCAGGAAAUGAGACAGUUUCAUCUCAGAAAGCCAGCAAUCACCAUUGGAGGGUGCUUUCUGUUGCUAUAGGUGUCAGUUUCACAUUUGUGAUUUCUGUAAUUGUGCUUGCUUGUUGGGUGCAUUGGUACAGAUCUCACGUACUUUUAACAUCUUAUGUGCAGCAAGGUUAUGAAUUUCACGUUGGUCAUUUAAAGAGGUUCUCAUUUCGGGAACUACAACUUGCUACAGGCAACUUCAACUCUACAAACAUCUUAGGUCAAGGUGGGUUUGGUGUGGUUUACAAGGGAUGUCUUCCAAAUAAGACAAUGAUAGCAGUUAAGAGGCUGAAAGAUCCAAAUUAUACCGGAGAAAUGCAGUUCCAAACUGAAGUUGAAAUGAUUGGCUUGGCAUUGCAUCGAAAUCUCUUACGUUUGUAUGGCUUCUGUAUGACAUCCGAGGAGAGGUUGCUUGUGUAUCCAUACAUGCCAAAUGGCAGUGUUGCUGACCGCUUGAGGGAGACUUGUCGAGAAAAACCAUCAUUGGAUUGGAGUAGACGAAUUCACAUUGCCCUUGGCACUGCACGCGGACUUCUAUACUUGCAUGAACAGUGUAAUCCAAAAAUAAUUCACAGGGAUGUGAAAGCGGCAAACAUCUUACUUGAUGAAAGUUUUGAAGCUGUAGUUGGAGAUUUUGGUCUUGCUAAGCUAUUAGAUCAAAGAGAUUCACAUGUCACUACUGCAGUGAGGGGUACUGUAGGCCACAUUGCACCUGAGUAUCUUUCAACCGGGCAGUCCUCUGAAAAAACAGAUGUCUUUGGAUUUGGUAUACUACUUUUGGAACUCAUAACAGGGCAAAAAGCUUUAGAUGCCAGAAAUGGUCAAAUUCAGAAAGGAAUGAUUCUUGAUUGGGUUAGGACCUUGCAUGAGGAGAAGAGGUUGGAAGUUCUAGUCGAUAGGGAUCUGAAGGGAUGUUUUGAUGCAGUAGAGCUGGAAAAGGCAGCGGAAUUGGCUAUGCAGUGUACUCAGUCGCAUCCGAACCUGCGUCCAAAAAUGUCUGAAGUCUUAAAGGUCUUAGAAGGCCUUGUUGGACAAUCAGGAAUAGAAGAAUCACAAGGUGUAUCCUAUACUCAUGAGGCAAGAGUUUGCAGUUUCUCAAGAGAUUACAGUGAUAUCCAUGAAGAAUCUUCAUUCAUCAUUGAAGCAAUGGAGCUUUCUGGACCGCGGUAAACGAGUCAUCAGUCUCUAAAUUCAACUGUAAAUGAAUUCUCUAUAACAUUUUUCUUGCUCUGAUUAAAGUAAUUAUAAAUUAUAUAGAUGAAGCUAAAUGUGUAAAAACUAAAAUCAUGUAUGUUAAAAUCGUGAUUGGGAUUGUUGAAUGAUAGCUCCCCCAGUUGAAGCA
Molecule: messenger RNA, 2239 nt
Organism: Manihot esculenta (cassava)
Lineage: Eukaryota; Viridiplantae; Streptophyta; Magnoliopsida; Malpighiales; Euphorbiaceae
Product: probable LRR receptor-like serine/threonine-protein kinase At5g45780
Exons: 11
Coding region: 223-2067 (614 amino acids)
Biological process (GO): protein phosphorylation
Molecular function (GO): ATP binding; protein binding; protein kinase activity
Source: RefSeq, a predicted model, not a curated record